AUGCUCUGGAGCCCACUUGACGAGAAAUUCCAACAAUCUGCAACUCAAGGUCCAGCCCUCGAUCCCCCGAGCUACCAUGCCAAUACCAUCACAGCGGCGUACUACCACCACUCUGCUGCUCUUCCACGCGAAUUGCUGCAGCCAUUGGUCUAUAACGCCCUGUCGCGGGUGAUAGUGCAAAUUCCAUCAAUGGUGACCAUCCUCCCCCACGCGGUGCAAAUUAUUCAGCUGCGAGAUGGCCGAGACGAAGAGGUGGACGUGCUGGUGGAGGAACAACGGAACAUGAGGUUUCCGGAACUAUACGAGAAGGUGCCAUGUUGGCGUCUGGUUAUUGCAUACACAUCUGGGCGAAGUACUGUGUCUGAUAUGGUAGCUUGCUUUGUGGUAGGUGAGCCCGCCAGUGAUCAGUUGUGCGGGAUGGACUUCCAUCGAUCAUUCUCGGCUGCAUUGUUGCUGGUCAACAAGGCAAAAUUAUCUAAACAGCCAUCGGAAUACCCCAGUGCCAAACACUCAAAAAGAUAUUCUACAUCACGGCAGGAAAAGCAAACCAACCACACCCAACGCCACUCUCAAUUCAAAAGUGUAACACUUGGAACCACAGACACCGCCCGUCUCCUGGUGGAUUGCUUUGCCAAUAAGACGAAUAUCACUUGUGCCAUGCAAGCGGUUCUUGCAGCGUCAUUAUUUUCCAACUUAUCUUCGGAAUUCACCACGUUGCGUUCUGCGGGUCGGAUAUCGCCUAGUGGUACCAUCGAGCACACAAUUGCCAUACCUUGCUCCGAAUAUAUUACAACACAUAACAGAGCACAGGGAUGGCAUAUGACUUCCAUCUGGAACGAGGCUCAGCGCAUCCACACAGCCUACAAUGCCGAACCAAGUGGAAAGGUGAGAAGCAACAGCCUAAUGGGCUUUCUUCACCGCGAGAGAGGUUAUACCUUGUGUGAUACGAAAGACAUUAGUGAGACUAGUGGUGUCAGUGUUGGAGUAUCCAGCAUGGGAAGCUUUCAGAAUUCAAGAUCAUCGCAGUCUGAAAAGCAGCAGGAAUGGCAGACAGGGCGGAUGAUGUCAAGUAGUGAUAGUAAUGAGAUCAAUGCUGCCCUGUCUGUCACAUUGGUUGUCGGUGGAGACGGGUGUUUAACGAUAGGGUUUUCUUGGUUAGAUGGUGACAUCGAGGACUUUUGGCUUGACAAGGUUGUCGUCAAUAUGAGAAGGCUGAUUGGAGAGCUUUUGAACACCAACGGCGCCACAAAAACAGAGACCGUUCCUUGGGGAGGUUCUGUGUCUCGGCUUGUCUGUAUGGUUAGGGACCUCAUGUUGGAGUAA
This is a messenger RNA of Penicillium expansum, 1323 nucleotides long. RefSeq lists its product as uncharacterized. Lineage: Eukaryota; Fungi; Ascomycota; Eurotiomycetes; Eurotiales; Aspergillaceae. The transcript is spliced from 2 exons. Bases 1 to 1323 code for a protein of 440 amino acids. The record is from RefSeq and is a predicted model, not a curated record.